Molecule: messenger RNA, 583 nt
Organism: Schistosoma turkestanicum
Lineage: Eukaryota; Metazoa; Platyhelminthes; Trematoda; Strigeidida; Schistosomatidae
Source: the annotation of a GenBank genome assembly
GCGAUCUAGCGAAUUACAUCACAUCGAACACCAUGAUAGAACAUGAAGAUAAGAAAUUUCAGAAAACUCGUCCAAAUUAUCUUGUUUUUGGUACGUUUAUAGGAAUUUCAGGUCUGUCUUUAAUGGCGGGAUUUGCAUACAAAAUAUUAGCUUUUAAGAAAGUCAAUCCACAAUCAUUUGUUCAAGUAUUUAAUCAGAACAAAAAUACACACGAAUCUGGAAUACAUUUCGCUGCACGUGCUCUUGGAGUAGCAACAGUUAUAACUACAACAUCACUAGGAGCAUUGUCUCUAAUGAUAUGGUACAUUAUGAACCCAGUGGAUAAAAACGAUUUCAGUGAACGUAUGAGAAAUUUAUUCCCUCCUAAAUGGCGGAUAAAACCAUCAGAUUCUCGUUCUGAAAUUAGAACUUUCGACGAGCUUUAUUUAUUCUUAACAAAUAGUUCUGCGAACAAGAAAUGAUGAGUAAUCAUUAUUCCUAUUUACAACUAUUUAUUAUUUUAGUCUGCAUAAAAUGUUUUUAAAUCGUAUUUCUGUGUUCAAGUUGUGAUUUCGUAAUAUCUGUGACUACAAUUUUAAUGAGC